Messenger RNA from Fragaria vesca subsp. vesca, 1932 nucleotides. RefSeq names its product double-stranded RNA-binding protein 2-like. Gene Ontology annotation, molecular function: double-stranded RNA binding. The transcript is spliced from 3 exons. The coding region runs from base 297 to 1580 and encodes 427 amino acids. The record is from RefSeq and is a predicted model, not a curated record. Lineage: Eukaryota; Viridiplantae; Streptophyta; Magnoliopsida; Rosales; Rosaceae.
CUCUCUCUCUGCUUUUCUCAGCUUCACAUCUCCCAACUCCCAAAGUCUCAACCUUUCUCUCUCUCUCUCUGUUCCUCUCUUCCCCAUUCACAAUUUCAAAUCCCAAACCCUAAAAAACCUCUGAUCUCAGCCCGACCCAUUUCCCCCCGGAGUCCAGCGGUCCGACCCUUUUCGCCGCCGAUCCGAUCUGGGUCCCCGGCGCCGCCCCCAUUACCCGACCCGGGAGGGGGUUUUAGCUACUGAGUUGAUUAGAAGAAGAAGAAAGAGUUGGUGGGUUUCAGAGAGUAGAGGGCGAAAUGUACAAGAACCAGCUGCAAGAGCUGGCCCAAAGGAGCUGCUUCAAUUUGCCUUCCUACACGUGCAUUCGGGAAGGUCCCGACCACGCGCCUCGCUUCAAGGCCACCGUCAACUUUAACGGCGAGAUCUUCGAGAGCCCUCACUACUGCAACACUCUCCGUCAGGCCGAGCACUCCGCCGCCGAAGUCGCCCUCAACUACCUCUCCAACCGCGGUCCCUCUCACUCCCUCGCUGCCAGGAUACUGGAUGAGACGGGGGUUUACAAGAACCUCUUGCAGGAAAUUGCUCAAAGAGUUGGAGCUCCAUUACCACAGUACACGACAUUCAGGUCUGGCCUCGGGCACCUACCUGUUUUUACCGGGACAGUUGAAUUGGCUGGAAUCACAUUUACAGGGGACUCAGCCAAGAACAAAAAACAAGCAGAGAAGAAUGCUGCAAUGGCAGCUUGGUCAUCUCUGAAACAAUUGGCAAAAGAGACGGCAAGUUCUUCAUCUGAACAUGAGAACAAUGAUGAGCUGGAACAGAUCACUAUAGCACGGGCCUUGCUUAAUUAUCGGUUGAAGGAGAAAAUGUCAAUGGCGAAUCCGUCAGGUCCAAUACUGUUUCCAAAGAAGUUUCCAGCUCAGAACCCCAGACCUACGAGUCCACAGCCUCCAUCUGCUAUGACUUCAAAGAUACUUCCCCUAAUUUGUCAAAAGCAAGCUCCUCGUAGCAGAUUCCAAUCGAAUGCAUCGAAUGCUACAAAUGAAAGUCUUGUCCCAUCCUCACAUUCUUCUCCAGUGGAAAGCCGAUGGACGCGUCCACAGAGAUUCCCUGCUGCAGGAGCAGUUCCUUACGUUCCCAUUCGACAGAUGAGGACUCCUUGCCAUAGGAUGGCACCUCCAGUGACUAUAAGGACAUCAGUGCCUGUGUUCUCUGCACCACCCCUUCCGCCACCUCCUGGGUUACACCGCCAGACAAUGUGUGUUCCACCCAUACGAGUGGCUCCACCGGUUACUAUGAGGCAAGCUGUGCCUGUAUUUGCUGCUCCACCGGUGAGAAGAGAUGAUUCAAAAAAGGAUGAUCUUCCAACCAGUCGAAAAGAAGAGUCUCCAAUCGUCCCUAAAGAAGCUGCUCCUGCUGUCAUUGCUCCUGCUGUUACUGCUGCUGCUUCUCCUGCUGUUAUUGCUCCUCCCCUUCCAAAUAAAUCAAUAGCUCAAGUAGUGGAAAAAAGUGGAAGCACAUCGGCAAACGAUUUGCAGGAAUCCAAGACAGUGCAAGGCUUGGAACAACUAAAAAUUUGAAGCGAAUCCAAGACAGUGCAAGGCUUGGAACAUCUAAAAAUUUGAAGCGAAUCCAAGACAGUGCAAGCCUUUGAACAACGGCAAAUUUGAAGGUGGUUGGGAAGAAGUUAAACCAUGGGAGACAUAGGUGGUUGUGUUAGCCAUAAGCUUGUUUUGUCAUAUUUCUCAUCUUGUUAUAUGUGUUUUUCUUUUAGUUACCCCUCUUAAUCGUCUACCCGUUUUAUUUCGUGAAAAGCGACAGUUGUCAGGUUGGUUUAGAAUUAGCAGUCUUAUGUUUAUGCCAUUUAAGAGUUAGCUGUUCAGUUUUGCUCUUUGAUUACUAGUUCUGCACUUCUGCAUAUAACGGGAUGGG